Messenger RNA from Lontra canadensis (Northern American river otter), 1322 nucleotides. Its product is annotated as 60S ribosomal protein L6-like. The record is from RefSeq and is a predicted model, not a curated record. Lineage: Eukaryota; Metazoa; Chordata; Mammalia; Carnivora; Mustelidae. Gene Ontology annotation, biological process: cytoplasmic translation; ribosomal large subunit assembly. Gene Ontology annotation, molecular function: RNA binding; structural constituent of ribosome. Gene Ontology annotation, cellular component: cytosolic large ribosomal subunit; ribosome.
AUGCACUGGCGAGAGCAUCUUCCUUUCAAGAAGCAAUCCCACCUCGCCCUGAACAAACCUUCCCGGUCUCCUCGCGGCGCUGUGUUGGCGGGACUCGGCCGCCAGGUGGCGCGCGUGCCCCGCCGUGAGAGGGUUCUGCUCGGUCCCACAGUCCAGGCCCGGUUUCCGCUUGGUCUCGCAUCGCCCGGAGGGUCCAGUUUGCCGGGGCUGGAGACCCUGGCCAGGAGUUCAGCUCCCCGAGCAGAGAGCGACAGGAGGGCUCGGGGGUUCAGGAAGGGAUGCGGCCACCAUGAGCCCUACAUCUCCUUUCGUUCUGCAAUGAUCAUCCAUACCUCCCGCUGUGCGCUGGACAAGUCGCCCUCCCAGAGUUUGCGCCCCGGCGGGGAGGACAGACGAGAACCCACAGUCACGACCCCGCCAAGGGCGGGGGAAGAAGCUGAGAAGCCAGAUACCAAGGAGAAGAAACCUGAAGCCAAGAAGGCUGAUGGCGGUGGCAAGGCUAAGAAGGGUAACCAGAAGGCUAAAACCCCGAAGAAGGGGACCCCACUGCAGCCGAAAUCCUGUCCUAGUCAGAGGAACUGGCAGAUACUCCCGAUGGGCUAUGUAUCCAGAAAGGCCAUGUACAAGAGGAAGUAUUCGGCAGCUAAAUGCAGGGUUGAAAAGAAAAAGAAGGAGAAGGUUCUUGCUACCGUCACAAAACCAGUUGGUGGUGACAAGAACGGUGGUACCCGAGUGGUUAAACUUCGCAAAAUGCCUAGGUAUUAUCCUACUGAAGACGUGCCACGAAAGCUGUUGAGCCACGGCAAAAAAUCUUUCAGUCAGCAUGUGAGAAAACUGCGAGCUAGCAUCACCCCUGGGACCAUUCUGAUCAUCCUCACUGGGCGCCACAGAGGCAAGAGGGUAGUUCUCCUGAAGCAGCUGAGCAGUGGCUUGCUACUUGUGACUGGACCUCUGUCCCUCCAUCGAGUUCCUCUGCGUAGAACACACCAAAAUUUCGUCAUUGCCACUUCUACCCAAAUUGAUAUCAGCAGCGUGAAAAUCCCCAAACAUCUCACGGAUGCUUAUUUCAAGAAGAAGUUGCGUUUACCCAGACACCAGGAGGGUGAGAUCUUCGACACUGAGAAAGAGAAAUACGAGAUUACAGAGCAGCGCAAGGUUGAUCAGAAAGCUGUGGACUCACAAAUUCUGCCAAAAAUCAAGGCUGUUCCUCAGCUUCAGGGCUACCUCCCCUCUGUGUUUUCUCUGACAAAUGGAGUUUACCCUCACAAAUUGGCGUUCUAAAUUUCUGACAAAGAACCUAAUUAAAUAACUGAUCCAAAAAA